Messenger RNA from Oryzias melastigma (Indian medaka), 3819 nucleotides. Its product is annotated as NACHT, LRR and PYD domains-containing protein 3. The transcript has 9 exons. Gene Ontology annotation, molecular function: protein binding. Lineage: Eukaryota; Metazoa; Chordata; Actinopteri; Beloniformes; Adrianichthyidae. The record is from RefSeq and is a predicted model, not a curated record. The coding region runs from base 219 to 3329 and encodes 1036 amino acids.
UGCAGACAGGAAACAAAAGUUUCAGAUUUUCAUCUGACACAGUGAGAAUCAGAUGGCAGUUCUCAUUAACUUUCGGUAAGCAUUUUCUUUAUCUUUAAUAUUUACUAUAGUGUUUUUGUCCCGCAGUCUAAGAGGUUGGAUUUGUGUGCAAUUUGUGCAACUGUUGCUCUAAAUGUCAAGGCCAUCCACAGAUUAUAUAAGAGUGCGGAAAAACACAAAUGGAGUGUGUUGCUGAAAAAAAGCCCGAGAUGUUUCAAGACCCAAUUCCCUCGGGCCAGGCAGCAGUUCAUCAUUUCCAGCCCAUCUUCACAGGUUAUGGGCGCAGCAGUAUACUCGCCCCGUCCAUCAUCAAUUCCACCGUCGGAAACAUCACCAUCAACAACAUUUUAAAUGAACAAGCUUUUGCUGAUGAACCAAAUGAAGAAUCCAGUCAAGACAACACAACUAACCGUAAUGGAGAGAUAACCAAUAACAAGUUUGCAGGACAUCAACAGAAACUGAAAGUAGCCCUGAAGAAGAAGUUUAGCCAUUUGCAUGAAGGCCCGACAACAAGUGCGAAUAAAACUCCCCUGAACCAAAUCUACACAGAGCUCUACAUCACCGAGGGAGGAAGCUGCGAGGUCAAUAAAGAGCAUGAAGUCCGCUGGAUCGAGACGGCGUCCCAAGUUAGAGCGAUUCAAGACAAAGUGGUGCACUGCAAUCGUCUGUUCGAGCCCCAACCUGGAAGAGACUACCCCAUAAGAACUGUGGUCACGAGGGGCGUGGCUGGCAUCGGAAAAACCGUCUCCAUCCAUAAGUUUACUGUAGACUGGGCAGAAGAGAAGGCCAACACCGACAUAGAUUUUGUAUUUCCUCUUUCUUUCAGAGACUUGAAUUUAAUGAAAAAGAAAACGUUGAGUCUGGUGGAUCUUCUGAAAGCGUUUUUCCCUGAUAUUACAGAAGGACAAAUCUUUGCAAAUAACGAUAUUAAAAAGCUUUUUAUCCUGGACGGUCUGGACGAGAGCCGGCUCUCUUUGGAUUUCCGUAAAAGUGAAAUCAUUUCAGACACGGCGAAGCCAGCAGCGGUUGCUGUAGUUCUGACCAACCUCAUCAGGGGAAAGCUUCUUCCUUUGUCUCUGGUUUGGAUCACGUCCCGGCCCGUAGCUUCCAGCCAAAUCCCCGUGGAGUGCAUCGACCUCGUGACCGAGGUGCGAGGGUUUAACAACUCGCAGAAAGAGGAAUACUUCAGGAAAAAAAUCCAAGAUGAGGAGCUGGCACUGAGGGUGAUCAAUCAUGUGAAAUCCUGCAGAAGUCUGCACAUCAUGUGCCACAUUCCGGUCUUCUGCUGGAUAGCAGCGAGCGUUCUGGAGAAAAAAUUGACGAAAAGAGACAGCAAAGACACGCCAAAGACUCUCACACAGAUGUACAUCUUCUUCCUGUCGCUGUUUGUGGAGAACAUGAAGAAGAGGCUGCCAGGGAGAAGAGAGUCCAGUGCUGAGUGUGUCAAAGCGAACCUGCUGGCUUUAGGCAAACUGGCUUUCAAAGAGCUGGAGAAAGGUCACCUGAUCUUCUAUGAGAGUGACCUCCAACUGAACGGCAUCGACGUCACACAGGCCUCCAUGUUCUCUGGAGUCUACACACAAAUCUUCAACGAGGAGUUGACUCUCUGUCAGGAGAGGAUGUUCUGCUUUGUGCACCUGAGCAUCCAAGAGUUCUUUGCCGCACUUUACGUUUUCCUCACCUUCCACAACGACAACACCAACGUUCUGAUUAAAAGGUCGUCGUCCUCUAGGUGGUUUCAAUCCAGAGAAUCGUCAGAGCUCAACCUCUACAAAGCAGCCAUAGAGAAAGCUUUGCAGAGUGAAAGCGGGCAUUUCGACAUCUUCCUGCGCUUCCUUUUGGGCCUGUCAAUGGAGCCCAACCAGGAGUUGGUGCGACAUCUAAUGACCACCGACAGAACCCACCAAAGGACACGAGCCGAGGUCCAAAAAUACAUAAAAGAGAAGAUCAAAUUGAGCAAAUCUCCUGACAGAUGCCUGAACCUUUUCCACUGUCUGAACGAGCUGAACGACCACUCUCUGGUCGAGGAGAUCCAGAGCCACUUCGUCUCAGGACGUCUGAAGUCGGCCGACCUUUCACCUGCUCAGUGGGCCACUCUGGUCUUCGUUCUGCUGACCUCAGAGGAGGAGCUGCAAGAGUUUGACCUGGGCCGAUUCAGCAGGUCGGAGGAGGCUCUUCUGAGGCUGCUGCCGGUUAUGAAAGCAGCACAGAUAGCAAAACUAAAUGCAUGUUACCUCACUAUGACCUGCUGUGAAAAACUGGCAAAUGCCAUCAGCUCAUCCCAGCUCAGAGAACUGGACCUGAGCAACAACAGCCUCACAGAUGGAGGGUGGAUGCAGCUCUGUGAGUCUCUGAGGGACAGCAAACUGCAGACACUCCGAUUAAGAAGUUGCAACCUGACAGAGAAGAGCUGUGACAGCCUGGCGUCAAUCAUUAGUUUAGCCUCCUGUGAGCUGACAGUCCUGGACCUCGCUGACAAUGACUUUGAAGACACAGGAGUUAAAAAGUUGUCUGACGGAUUAGGGAGCCCUCAUUGUAAACUCCUGCAGCUUGAUUUGUCCUUAUGCAGGGUGGCAGAGCUCGGCUGCACUUUCCUGGCAUCGGCGCUAAAUUCAUCCGGCCUGAAAGAGCUCGACUUGAGCUGCAACCACCCUGGAGAAUCCGGUCUGAUGCUGCUGCAGACGCUGCUGGAAGACCCACAAUGCAGUCUGCAGAAACUCAGUGUGGAUCAGUGCAGAGAAUCCUGGAUCCAGCCUGGUCUUAAGAAAUACUUCAUGAGAGAUCUGACUCUGGACCCAAACACAGCACACAGAGACCUCUCACUCUCUGAGGGAAACAGGAAAGCGAGGCGCUGGUUGAAGCAGCCGUACCCGGAUCACUCGGAGAGGUUUGAUGUGCAGAGACAGGUGCUGUGCAGGCAGACCCUGACUGGACGCUGCUACUGGGAGGUCGAAUGGAACGGCCGAGUCACAAUAGGAGUGGCGUACAAGCAAAUGCACAGGAAGGGGGAGGGUCAGGACUCCUGGAUGGGCCACAACGACUCCUCGUGGGUUCUGAGCUGUACCAAAGACAGCUGCCGGAUUCUGCACCGUGGCGUGAGCGCCGCUGUGAAGGCCACACCCAGCAGCCCAGUCGGUGUUUUCCUGGACUGGUCUGUGGGGGAACUCUCCUUCUACAGCGUCUCCUGUGGUUCUCUGACUCUGCUUUACACCUUCAGAACCAUCUUCAGAGAACCCGUGUGUCCCGGGUUUCAUUUGGGCUGGGUGGACUCCACAGUGCAGCUGUGCUGAUGUAAAAAUUGGUUUUGAGGCUGAUAGGUCUGAUUUUCCAACCAAUCAAAUGCAUUUAUUGUUUUAAUUUAUUAAUUUUAAAACAUUAAAAAAUGAAACUGUCAACCACUAUGCAUUGCUUUUAGGAACAUGCAUUCUCUUUACGUUUGUUUUAGUUAUGCAUACAUUUGUGCUCAUAAGUUUACAUGCCCUGCACGGUGGUGUAGUGGUUAGCAGUCUCUGCCUCGGUUCAAAUGCUUCCUGGUGUGGAGUCUGCAUUUAUGGGUUUUCUCACAGUCCAAAAGACGCUUCAUGGGUUUAUCUCUGAUUUCAAUAUUGUGGGGCAUUGGUGAUUGGGCGGCCCUGUAACGAACUCACUACCUGUCCAGGCUGGACUCUGCCUUCACCCAGCAGGGGCUGGGAUAGGCUCCAGCAACCCCGUAACCUUGAAAGGACUUAAGCAGGUUUGGAAAAUGAGAUGUAUAAAUGCAAUAUAAAAGUAUAUAUAUAA